Molecule: messenger RNA, 1566 nt
Organism: Fibroporia radiculosa
Lineage: Eukaryota; Fungi; Basidiomycota; Agaricomycetes; Polyporales; Fibroporiaceae
Exons: 11
Coding region: 1-1566 (521 amino acids)
Biological process (GO): xenobiotic detoxification by transmembrane export across the plasma membrane
Cellular component (GO): membrane
Molecular function (GO): xenobiotic transmembrane transporter activity; antiporter activity
Source: RefSeq, a predicted model, not a curated record
AUGAGCACUGACACCACCCCAAACAGUAACGAGACGCGACCCUUGUUAUCCGGGCGCGGUUAUGUAGAAGACGGUGAUUCUGUAAAUGACACAGACACAGCUCGGACAGCUCCGUAUUCUGCGCUAGGAGGCGCGCUUGGGGGGCAGCAAAACGAACUUCAGACGUUUGCCAGCCUCUUUUGGCUCCUUUUUGUCGAUUCUCUUCCAGUGACGCUCUCGUACAUCCUCCAGAACUCCAUUCAAACGGUGUCCGUCCUCGUGGUGGGCAGACUCGGCCCACAUGAGCUAUCAGUGGCUGCGUCUUCUUUCAUGAUGGCUAUGGUUGGAUGGUGCGUUGCGCUUGGCGGUACGACUGCCCUGGACACUCUAGGAUCGCAGGCCUUCACGGGAGGGGAUCGGUCUACGGUCUCUAUCCACUUCCAACGUUGCUUGAUUUUGUUGUGGAUGCUUUUCAUUCCGGUCGCCUGUCUCUGGUCGUUCAUGUCCCCCGUGCUAUGCGUUCUCGGACAAGAGAAGAAACUAAGCGAUGAUGUCCAGCAAUUUUUGACGGUGCUGAUCAUAGGAGGGCCGGGAUAUAUCGGUUUUGAAAGUUUGAAAAAGUAUCUCCAAUGUCAAGGUAUAAUGAGUGCACCAACCUAUAUCCUGAUAUUAGUUGCGCCCAUCAACUUAGCCCUUAAUGUGUAUCUGGUGCAUUUCACUUCCAUGAGACUACUAGGCGCUCCCGCCGCCAUUUCAAUCACGUUCUGGCUCUGUUUCAUCUUCCUCGGAAUUUAUACAUACUUCUCUCCGACCCAUCACCGAAAUCAGACCUGGUCCCGCCUAUAUCUAGAGAUAGUUUUUGAUAUUGGAAGCUGCGUACGCUUCCUCAAGCUCGCUAUACCUGGGAUUUUCAUGGUCGGAACAGAAUGGGCUGCGUUUGAGAUUGUCGCCCUGGUGGCGGGACAUCUGGGCUCACUACCCCUCGCUGCGCAAUCCGUCAUAAUGACGGCAGACCAGAUCCUGAACACGAUCCCGUUCGGUAUUGGUGUGGCUGCAUCCACGCGCGUUGGUAAUUUGAUUGGUGCUAGAAAUGCACGAGGAGCUAAGCAGGCUAGCCAUGUUGCCGCGGCCUUAAGUGUUGUUGUAGGGCUGUUCAUUAUGGUCGUCUUGACGGCAACUAGGAAUGUCUUCGGAUAUCUAGUCAGUGACGACGAAGCUGUCGUGGCACUCGUGAGCAAGGUUAUGCCGCUGGUUGCCUCGUUCCAGAUUUGGGAUGGUUUAGCGGGUUCAUGCGGGGGUGUUCUCCGCGGCCAAGGCCGCCAACAUCUCGGUGCAAUAUUCAACCUCGUGGCGUACUACGUGCUCGCGCUGCCAAUGGGCAUGACUCUAGCCUUGUAUCAACGGAUAAAUCUCGGGCUACAAGGCUUGUGGAUCGGCCAGGUGGUAGCCCUUCUCAUCGUAGGUCUUGGCGAGUACGCAGUCGUAUGGUUAGGUACCGAUUGGGAGAAGGAGGUCCAACUUGGCAUACAACGUAAUGCGGAAGAGGCGAAGCAUCGCCGAGAUCAUGAGCAAUCCCCGCCUGAAUAG